Messenger RNA from Brienomyrus brachyistius, 2392 nucleotides. RefSeq names its product E3 ubiquitin/ISG15 ligase TRIM25-like. The record is from RefSeq and is a predicted model, not a curated record. NCBI's taxonomy places the organism in Eukaryota, Metazoa, Chordata, Actinopteri, Osteoglossiformes, Mormyridae. Gene Ontology annotation, molecular function: zinc ion binding; protein binding. The coding region runs from base 38 to 1663 and encodes 541 amino acids. The transcript has 7 exons.
GAAAACUAAACUGAAUCCUAUCAGUGAUCGUGGUAAAAUGGCUGAAGCCAGUAUCACAGGGAAUCAGAACCAAUUAAGCUGUCCUAUCUGUCUGGAUCUGCUGAAGGAUCUGGUGACUAUUCCCUGUAGACACAGUUACUGUAUGAGCUGCAUUAAGAGCUGCUGGGAUCAGGAGGAUCAUCUUGAAGUUUACAGCUGCCCUCAGUGCAGAGAGACCUUCACACCCAGACCUGUUCUGGGUAUAAACACCAUCCUGGCUGAAGUGGUGGAGAACCUGAAGAAGACAGGAAUACAAUCAACUACUCCCACUGACCAUUAUGCUGGACCUGGAGAUGUGGAGUGUGAUUUCUGUACUGGGAGAAAAUGCAGAGCAGUCAAGUUCUGCCUGGUGUGUCUGGCCUCUUACUGUGAAACUCACCUCCAACCUCACUAUGAGUCUCCAGCUUUUAAGAAGCACAAGCUGGCUGAUCCUACUGGACAUCUGCUGGACAAGGUCUGUUCCCUCCAUGACAAACCCCUGGAGAGCUACUGCCGUACCGACAAGCAGUGCAUCUGUUUUUCCUGUGAAGCGUUUGAACACAGAGGGCAUGAUACAAUCGCAGCUGCUGCAGAAAGGGCAGACAUACAGAAAGAUAUGGGUGAAACCCAGACGGAAUUUCAGCAGAGAAUUCAAGUGAGAGAGAAGGAGCUGCAGGAGCUGAGAGAGGCUGUGGAAUCGAUCACAACCUCAGCACAGUCAACAGUGGAGGUCAGUGAGAGGAUCUUCACUGAGAUGAUCCGCUCCAUUGAGAGAAGACGCUCUGAGGUGACAGAGCUGAUCAGAGAUCAGGAGAAGGCUGCAGUGAAUCAGGUUGAAGAAUACAUGGAGAGACUGGAGCAGGAGAUUGAUGAACUGAAGAGGAGACACUCUGAGAUGGAGCAGCUGUCACGCUUACAGGAUCACAUCCAUUUCCUCCAGAGGUUCCAGGGCAUUCCUGUCGUCCCUGAAGUACUGAUUGGACGCAGAUUCUCUUCUUUUCUACCCUGCUAUUUUUGGAAGGCAAGGAAAGUGGUUUCAGAUAUGAAGGACCAACUGGAAAAUUCUUGUACAGAUACUAAAGACACCCUCCUACCACCAUUAGUGCCCAGGACCAGAGCAGAAUUCUUACAAUAUUCCUGUUGGCUCACUCUGGACCACAACACAGCAAACAGACACCUCCGUCUGUCUGAAGAUAACAGAAUGGUGACAUGGAAGAGAGAGACACAGUCACAUCCUGAUCACGAGGAGAGGUUUGACUUAUCCUGCCAAGUGCUGUGUAGGGAGAGUCUGACUGGGCGCUGCUACUGGGAGGUUGAGUGGAGCGGGACUGUGGUUGGUAUAGCUGUCGCAUACAAAGGGAUCAACAGGAAAGUAGCAGGUGUGGCCAGUAGACUUGGAUACAAUGACAAGUCCUGGUGUUUGUCCUGCUCAGCCUUCAGUUACUCAUUCUGGCACAAUACUGUGCAGACUGCAGUAUCUGGCCCCCCCUCCUCCAGGAUAGGAGUGUACCUGGAUCACGGGGCAGGGAAUCUGUCCUUCUACAGCGUCUCUGACACAGUGACCCUCCUGCACAGGGUCCAGACCACGUUCACUGAGCCCGUCUAUCCUGGGGUUGUUCUUUACAACAGUGAAGCCAGAUUGUGAUGACUUUCUUAUUAGACUAUUAAAUGUAUCUCAAAAAAAUAAUUGAUACUGGAAACCAUGACAACGGUUUGUGACCUGUGUGCUGUGAACAGCCAGUCACAUCAUCACACACUGUGGACAAGUUACAGACACCAGUUUAUCUUGAGGACAGCCAUACAGACAGAGGCAGAGAAUGCAAACUCCACACACACACAGACUGGGGUGGGAGUCGAACCCACAAACCGGGGGGUGUGAAGCCACUGUGCAGCAAACUAAAACACCAAGUCACCCUAUCUACACACAUUUUUUUUUUUCCCCAGGCACAGAGUCCAGACCACAUAUACUGAGAUUCUCUAUCCUGGAUUUUCAUUAAAUUAUUACACUAGACCAGGGGUCUCCAACUUCGGUCCUGGAGGGCUACCGUCUAGUAGGUUUUCUAUCCUACCUGGCUUCUGAUGAGCCACACCUGUUAUCAGGUAAAUACCAGGAACAGGUGUGACACAGGUUCCUAAUACUGCAUAGCUUGCCAUAUGUUUAUAGGUUAAUAGGAACUCCAGUUAAACUGGGCAAUACAAAUGAACAGCUAAGUAUCAUCAGAUCCCAGCAAAAAGCAACAAAUCUCUUUAAACUUGGUGUAUGUAAUAUUUCUACGUAGUAAAAGUCAAGUCAUUUCUGUUUAUAUUGCACUGUUAAAAACAACAGUGAUUGAUUUGAUGAAAGUGCUUUACAACAAUAAAAUCGAUAUGCAUA